AUGUCCCCUCGUAUGCCCCGGAAGCUUUCCCAGCUUCCCCUGACGACAAUCUGGGCGUCUCAAUUCCCGACUUCUUCCAUCCGCAGCAGCCAAUUGUCCAUCACCUCAGUCCGCUCCUUCGGUAUCCGGUCCUUGAACCCCCCGGAGACUUCGCGCUUCAACGUCAGCCAUGACCUGCCCGUGCUGAAAUCGACACCCACCGCCGCCCUCGAGCGCAAGGCCAACACCCUUCCCCUGCGGACCGGUGCCAUCACCUUCAAGAAGGGCAUGACCGCCCUGUAUGACCCCGAGACCGGCAAACGUGUUCCCUGCACCGUGCUGCAGCUCGAUCGAGUCGAAGUCGUCUCGCACAAGACUCGCCAGAAGCAUGGAUACUAUGCUGUUCAGCUGGGUGCUGGAUGGAGGCGUCCCGAUAACUUGACCAAGUCCCUGCUCGGUCAUUUCACUGCCAAUGGCAUCUCGCCCAAGCGUCAUGUCUAUGAGUUCCGGGUUAAGGAUGAGAGCGGGCUUUUGCCUGUUGGGCAGACUGUCAGUGCGGACUGGUUUCAGGAGGGACAGUUCGUUGAUGCGAGGUCUGAUACGAAGGGUAAGGGCUUCGCGGGUGUUAUGAAGAGACAUGGUUUCGGUGGUCAGGAUCGCAGUCACGGUGUAUCCUUGACGCAUCGUUCGCUUGGUUCCGCUGGUCCUAGUCAGGGUGGUGGUUCUCGUGUUUACCCUGGAAAGAAGAUGGCGGGUAACAUGGGUAAUGAGCAGAACACGGUUCAGAAUCUGAGGAUUUUGAAGGUGGACGCUGAGAAUGGAAUUGUUGUGGUCAAUGGAUCCGUCAGUGGUCCCAAGGGCUGCGUUGUCCGGAUACAGGAUGCUAUUAAGAAGCCGUGGCCGGAAGCUUCCCCUGCGACUACUGAGGCUUCUGAAUAA
Molecule: messenger RNA, 918 nt
Organism: Aspergillus niger
Lineage: Eukaryota; Fungi; Ascomycota; Eurotiomycetes; Eurotiales; Aspergillaceae
Product: mitochondrial 54S ribosomal protein uL3m
Exons: 2
Coding region: 1-918 (305 amino acids)
Biological process (GO): translation
Cellular component (GO): mitochondrial large ribosomal subunit; ribosome
Molecular function (GO): structural constituent of ribosome
Source: RefSeq, a predicted model, not a curated record